Cucumis melo (muskmelon) is the source of this 1169-nucleotide messenger RNA. RefSeq lists its product as uncharacterized. Bases 287 to 874 code for a protein of 195 amino acids. Lineage: Eukaryota; Viridiplantae; Streptophyta; Magnoliopsida; Cucurbitales; Cucurbitaceae. The transcript has 2 exons. The record is from RefSeq and is a predicted model, not a curated record.
UUGUUGACCAGAUCUCAAGAAACCCAACAAUGAUCCUUCAUCAUCAUCAUCAUCAUCAUUCCUUCAUUCCCUUAUUUCUCUUCAACAAAACAAACUUGCUUUAAACUCAAACCUCAACCACUCAACAAUCAUCUAAUUUUUCACCACCGUCGUCGUGGCCAUUACACAAAAUAAGCCCUGAAUUCCCCAUUAAUGGAGCUGUUCAACAAACUCUAACAUUCCCUAGCUGAUCUCUUCUUAUAACUCCUUCCUCUCCUUAAUUCUCACCUCGUCUUCCUUCCUUCUGAUGGGAAACGUCACCUCCGUCGUCUCCGGUGUCGGGAAAGUUGUUCUCUCCAACGGUUCCAUUCAAGAAUUCAAUGAGCCGUUCACAGUGGCUGAGUUGAUGCUUGAACAUCCACGUCAAGUUGUCGUCGAGAUUUCCAAAAGUACCGUCGUAGGAAAACGACCGACUCCAUUGCCAGCGGAUGAAAAACUCAACUCGAACAAGGUCUAUAUGAUGCUACCCAUAAGAGGAGGCAAGCCAGCAUCACUGUCGUCGGAAGACAUCCGUCGUGUUCUUCUAUGUGCGAACUCAGCCUUACGGUCUCGCUCUCUCCUCCUUUCAUCUUCUAAGGUUCUCCCUUGGUUUGCAAGGGCAUGCACGGCAACCACGACGGUGACAACAACGACAACGAGAGAGUACCGAGCGGAGAUUAAAAAGGAAUUAGAUGUUGUGAAGAUGGAAGGAGAGGAAGUUGGAUGGGAAACGGCGGAGGGGAGGCCGGAGUAUUUGAGCAGACAGUUAUCGGGCAGAGGUUGGAAGCCAAGUUUGGAUACAAUUAAGGAGAAGAAAAUUGAGAAGAAACUUUCUCAUUGGUUGUUCAACUUUUGAUAAGGUUUUUGGGAAGGCAUUAUGUCACAUAUUGUGCAUUAUUAUUAUUAAGGUGGUUUCUAUAUGAUGAAUAUAUUUGAAAAGAGAAAUAGAGUUGAUAUUAAUGUUACAUAGGUGUUUUUUUUAAUGUUGAUAUUAUAUUGUUGGUAGUGUGUAUGGGGUUGGAGAACUAAAUCUUUGACUUUGAAGUGUUGAUAGUACAAUGGUUGUAUCAAUUGAGUAUUGCUCACUUGACGUGUUUAUAUUGUUUGUGAGAAGGAUUGAUCGAUAUAAAAAAAAUUAAACUUGAACAAAA